CCCGGAAAACUUGACCACCGUUCUUCGUUCCCAGGGUUCCGUGAGAGCCGUUUGCCCCACCCCACCUCUUCAACGCUAUCUAUCUCAAUGUUCAAUUCUGAGAGAAAAACGGGGGCAAAAAUAAUUCAGAGUAACACCGCACAGAAACGACUCUCGUUCCCGCGACCGGUCGAUCGGAGCAGACGCGGCCUCUCGGCGGCGGAGAUGAGCGCGUCGCCGCUGGAUCAGUGAUUGAAAACACCGCGGUAUGUUCAUGUAUCAUGCACAUGUAACCAUAAUCUACCAUACGGAUUCAAAGGGAAUACAAAACGCUGAGAGACUUGACAGCGGGCUGUACCUGCGCCAAACGGGGAAAUAACGGAGGAUUUCCACCGAUAUCACCUGGAUAUCGCGUUAAAUUCAAGGACAUCCAGCUGCCGAGAAACCGCCUGAGCUCGCCCCGGAGAAGCUUUCCGAUGUGAGGAGAAAUACAAAUUAACGUUACGGAGAGAAGAAGGACGGAGAAGGGGCCUUUUUUCUGGGUCUGGUCAAACCCUCCGAGAAGCCGAGCACCAGCAUCUGUUGACGGGGAGAGGAAAUCAUUUUGACAUCGGCUAAAAACAGGAUAUUAUUGAUAAGGUUGCUAACACCACUCCCCCCCCCUCACACACACACACACACAUACACACACACACACACACACACACACACACACACUCACUCACAGACACACACACACACCACCCCCCCUCUGAGAAAAAACGGUGUAUAAUGUGACGGAUGGUGAUAGAGACAGAACCCCGGUGAAGCCUGAUGAUUCACAUGCCGUCAUUUUAAGAGGAAAUAUUUAUUUUUUAAUUUUUUUCCACCCGCCCUCUGAUGUGCUUUGGUGAAGGUGGAGAACGGAUUGAAAACAACCUCCUAAAAAUAAUCAUUGAAAUAUAUAUUUAAAGAAAGAGAGAAAAAGGUGGAGGAAAACAGGGCUUUGGUUGUGAGUGGGGAUGAAUGGCAGUGUGAGGUUUCAGCCGAGGAUGGGCUCCGGAGGAGACAUUUACUGACAGAAUUCAACAGCGUGAAAAUACCUGCUUUUAUUCUUAUUCUUCUUAUUUAAAGAAGCGUCAGAGGAGACGGGAGCUCCGCCGGUCAUUCAUGUGCAUUGCAAGGCUGGAAAUCUCUCAUCCACUCUCAUAUCAAUGUUGAUGACUUCAUUGCGGAUUUACAGUGAAAAACACAGGAAUCCAGCGUCUGAGAGGGCGGCAUCGGUGCUCUGCUCCCUCUGCCACCGAUCUCCUGUUGAUUAAUCUGCCAGUAAAUAGCCACAUCCAUCCACACGUAUCGUGCCAAAAGCCUGGUGGGGCCCACCACGUCCUCCUCCUCCUCCACCUCCUCCCUGACAGGUUUACGUCUGUUUCAUCCUCGCAUCUGGCAACAUCAAUGUCACCCAUUUUGAGCCAGGUGUUCCUCUGCUGGGCCAGUCUAGGAAUUUAGGAUCGAUUGAUUUUUUUUUUCUUCUGAUCAACACCCUCCCUCCUUCCUUCCUUCCUUCCUCCAUCCAUCCAUCCAUCCCACCCUGCCUCCCCCUGAGCCUAUCUCUGGGUGUUUGGGAAGAUGGGCUGUCUUGGAAAUAGUAAGACUGAAGACCAACGAAAUGAGGAGAAGGCACAGAGGGAAGCCAACAAAAAGAUCGAGAAGCAGCUCCAAAAAGACAAACAGAUUUACCGGGCGACUCACCGGCUACUACUACUAGGAGCCGGUGAAUCCGGGAAAAGCACGAUAGUCAAACAGAUGCGAAUACUGCAUGUUAAUGGCUUCAAUGCAGAGGAGAAAAAACAGAAAAUUCAUGAUAUUAAAAACAACAUUAAAGAAGCUAUAGAGACCAUCGUGGCCGCCAUGAGUACGCUCACACCGCCGUGUCAGUUAGCCUGUCCUGCAAACCAGUCCAGAAUCGAUUACGUCCUGAACCAAGUAAACCAGAAGGAUUUUGAGUUUCCUUCGGAGUUUUAUGACCAUGCAAAGAUCCUCUGGCAGGACGAGGGCGUGCGGGCCUGCUGGGAAAGGUCCAAUGAAUAUCAGCUCAUCGACUGUGCACAGUACUUCUUAGACAGGAUUGAUGUGGUCAGACAGAACGACUACACACCCACUGAUCAGGACCUGUUGAGAUGCAGAGUGCUGACAUCUGGGAUCUUCGAGACAAGAUUUCAAAUAGACAAAGUCAAUUUCCAUAUGUUCGAUGUUGGAGGACAGAGGGAUGAACGUAGAAAAUGGAUCCAGUGUUUUAACGAUGUGACAGCCAUCAUCUUUGUGGUGGCGAGUAGCAGCUACAACAUGGUGAUCAGAGAAGACAAUCAGACCAACAGACUACAGGAAGCCCUCAACCUGUUCAAGAACAUCUGGAACAACAGGUGGCUACGGACCAUUUCAGUAAUCCUCUUCCUGAACAAACAGGACCUGCUCGCUGAGAAGGUUUUGGCAGGGAAAUCUAAAAUUGAAGAGUAUUUCCCAGAGUUUGCACGCUACACUACACCUGAUGAUGCAAUACCAGAGCCAGGUGAGGAUCCCCGCGUCACGAGGGCAAAGUACUUCAUUCGGGAUGAGUUUCUGAGGAUCAGCACAGCCAGCGGGGACGGACGGCAUUACUGUUACCCCCACUUCACCUGCGCGGUCGACACGGAAAACAUCCGCCGCGUCUUCAAUGACUGUCGCGACAUCAUACAGAGGAUGCACCUACGGCAGUACGAGCUGUUGUGAUGGGCAGCGUCCGGUCUACUUAUCUACCUACCUAUCUCCCCCCACCACCACCUGCCCCCUCCCCACGACCAGUUAGCCAAUCACCCCCCCUCACCCCCACCACCCCUCCACUUCCACCAAACAACUGAGCGAACAAGCGAGCGACUGACCGCCUGCCCUCCCCUCCACCCCCCCCAUACAACCUCUCUCCCGGUAACACGAUUUCACAUAAACAGAACAGUGGAAAGACGUUUGUUUAUUUUGUUUGUUUGUUUGUUUUUUUUAAAGGAAACACAGUUAAGGAUUCACCAACAGUUUCAUCAACUAUUAGCCAGGACUGACUGCUGUACUCAGCUCCACUUUGACCCAGGAAAGAGGGUCAGGACUGGGAUCCCUCAGUGCAGGCUCUCCCUCCUUUUAGCUCUCUCUCAGAUAUACGAACACACACACUCGCAGGUACACACACACUACAGUAAGACAUCCAGAGGCCUCAGAUAGGUUUUAAUGUCUCAUAUCUCACACACACACACACACACACACACAGACCCUUUUAAAACCAAGUCCUCCUGCUUUUAACAGUCGGCAGAGGCUGGAUUAAAUAAUGCAUCCUGAGAGAGAGGCAGUUUAUUCACCGCGUGCUGAAGACGAAGAGGAAAGAUUGGACAUGGAGGGUGGCAGACUGAUGCAGAGGAGGGCUGUGAGCCUUUUUUUUUUUGUGCCCGAGGACGGACUAAUUGACUAACGGCUGCCUGUGGACGUGAGCGUGACUCGAACAUAAGACCACACAGCUCACAUGACCCGGUCGAGGAGGGGCGGCAGAAAACAACAAAAACAGAAAAAAAAGAAAGAAAAAUAACCAUACAAUGCAUAAAUUCAUGCAUACCAGUGAACUUCAUGCAGUGCAAAAAAUCCAAGCUAUAUAUAUAUAGAUAUUUAUAUAUGUGUGUAUAUAAAUAUGUAUAUAUAUAAAUAUAAAUAUUAUAUAUUCCUGUAAUAACACAAUUCAACUUUUAAGUUUUUGUUAGUUUUUACCCCAUGUUGUGUGUUGGUGUACACUGUGUGUGUGAUCUGCCUUUGUGCACCAUUUAACCCCCCCUCUCCUCCCCCCGUACCCUACACACAUCAUACACACACACAUAUACAACCCCCCCACACACACACCUCCACCCCCCUGCUGCUAUUUGACAACUACUCAACAUGUGGAAAAUAGAGGAGAGAUUUUAUUUAACGAGGAAAAAAACAAAAGGAAAGCAUGAAGUUAAAGAAUGGAUGCAACAUUUUUACCUGGGAACACACACACACACACACACACACACACACACGCACACACGCACGCUCCACACAACCUCCUCCUCCCCUCCUCACCUUUCGUCUUGUCCUCCCACCUCCUCCUCCUCCCUCCCUCCUCCCCUCCCGGCUUUAAGUACGUUUGUCUUUAUUUUACUGCUGGACUAUUAUUCUUGUACAGACUGUAAAAUGUAUUAUUUUGUACAACUUUAUUGAAGAAAAAAAAUAACUUGUAGAAGAUCCCUGUGCCUUGAUCACGACUGUACGUGUAAAAAUGAGCUAAUAUGUAAGUUAUGUUUCACUGCGCUGUACAGCUGGACGGGUCUGUCCCACCUCGUCCGUGCUAGCUCACCCCUCUCCGCUGGGAGGGCUGUGGGGGGGAGGGAGGGAGGGGAGGGCCAUCGGAUCGGGGCGGAGGCUUUUCGUCUGUUGCUUAGUUUCCUUUUUUUUCUCCCCCCACAUUUGAUUGUUCGUUGACUCCUUUGUUUUGCUUUGACUCUCCUCUGGUUUAUAUGAUAGGAUUUGAAGAAAAAAAAUGGAGAAAAAAAAAGAUAAUCAGACACACCACCUUAAUGCUGUGUAGUGAAAGAUACUGAACCCUAACACAAUUUAAUAUAUAUAAAAUAUAUUUCAGAUUUUAUAUUUUAUAUAUAUGUACUGUACACUUAUAUCUAUCUCCCUUGUGAGCUGUCCCCAGCUUUCCUUUGCUUUCUGUCAGUAACAUCUUGCAUACAUUUUCAGAAGCUGGCGACUCUGGGUGCAGUGGGAUGGGUAUUCAUUUCUUUCUUUUAUUUUUAAUUUUAGCUUUAACUCUUUUGAAGGAGAGGGAAAUAUCCAAUUGCAAAACAUUGCUUGUUUCUACAUAAACCAAAUUCUUUUUGCUUAAACAAGAAGAAA
Molecule: messenger RNA, 4890 nt
Organism: Lates calcarifer (barramundi perch)
Lineage: Eukaryota; Metazoa; Chordata; Actinopteri; Centropomidae
Product: guanine nucleotide-binding protein G(s) subunit alpha
Exons: 12
Coding region: 1588-2727 (379 amino acids)
Biological process (GO): adenylate cyclase-activating dopamine receptor signaling pathway; sensory perception of chemical stimulus
Cellular component (GO): heterotrimeric G-protein complex
Molecular function (GO): beta-2 adrenergic receptor binding; GTPase activity; D1 dopamine receptor binding
Source: RefSeq, a predicted model, not a curated record